Trypanosoma cruzi is the source of this 624-nucleotide messenger RNA. RefSeq names its product N-acetyltransferase, putative. The record is from RefSeq and is a predicted model, not a curated record. The transcript has a single exon. Gene Ontology annotation, biological process: protein acetylation. The annotation marks the transcript as partial. Gene Ontology annotation, molecular function: N-acetyltransferase activity. Lineage: Eukaryota; Euglenozoa; Kinetoplastea; Trypanosomatida; Trypanosomatidae.
AUGGGAAAUUGCUUUUUUUACCUAAUUUGCCCACAGCAGCUGCUUCUGCUUUCUUUUUCACUAUUUCUUCUCUUACUGAGUUUGUGUUUCUUUAUUUUUUUUAUUUGCUUGACGGUACGCGGAAGGGGCGUUGGUCACUCGCAGUGGUACAUGAACAACGAACAUGUUUUAGUCGGCGGUAGCCGGUUGCGCCUGGUGCCUUACUUGGCGCACCAUGUCCCUCGGUACCAUCAAUGGAUGGGCGAUAGCGAGCUGAUGCACUGCACAGCAAGCGAAAGACUUACAUUGGAGGAAGAGUAUGAAAAUCAGCGUGAUUGGCUAUGUGCAGAAAACAAGUUGACAUUUGUUAUUCUUGCUCCACUUUCUAUAGCUGUGAAUAAAGCAGUGCGAGAACAAAGGGGGAAUACUGCUUUUGGGAAAAAUCCAGUAGUGAGGGACGUUCAUGAUGAUGAUGAAAGGGGAGGGGAAACCGAGGAAGUGAGUGAGGUUGAAGGAGGCGAUUACGAAACUGCUGAUGUCUCUCAGGGUGGUGUUAAACGUGAGGCGCCAUGGAGAUGCACAUCUUCAACGACCGCCCGCCCGAGGAGGUCGUAUGGGGCUUGUAUUCCGGCGAAUAUUUCUCCC